Rotaria sp. Silwood2 is the source of this 657-nucleotide messenger RNA. NCBI's taxonomy places the organism in Eukaryota, Metazoa, Rotifera, Eurotatoria, Philodinida, Philodinidae. The record is from the annotation of a GenBank genome assembly.
AUGGGUGCCAGUGAAUAUGACUAUCAAGUAACGAAUUAUUUUGCUCCUUCUCGUUUUAAUGUUACAUGUGAUGAUUUCAAAUAUUUGACUGAUCAUCUACAUCAAAAUGGUAUUUGUGUUAUUCUUGAUUGGAUUCCAACACAUUUUAAACACUAUCACUUUCUUCAUCAAUGUUCUAUGUCUUUACAUGAAUAUGAUGGUACAAAUUUAUAUGCUAGUAUUGCAUCACGAUGGGAAACAAUAUAUUGUGAUUUUGAUAAAGAAGAAACACAUCGAAUUCUAUUUGCUAGUGCUCUUUACUAUUUUGAUCGAUUUCAUUUUGAUAGAAUUCGUUUCGAUGCUGAUGAUACAAAUGAUGGUUCAUUUAGUAGUAAAAAUAUUCUAUUGAAUUAUGUUUCACAUGCUCAAAAUGAUAUGGAUAAAUUUGCUGAUCUAAGAAAUUCAUUUGCAUGGCAAAUAUGUAUGCCAAGCCGUGGUCAUAUGAUACAUAUGGGUGAUGAAGUUGUUCAACCAGUAUCUUGGUUUCAACAAUGUUUUCGAGGUAAGAUAAGUAUGGAUGGGUCAUUAUCGAAUUCAACGUCAUUGCAUGGUAAAAUUCAAGAAUGGAUUCGGGAUCUCAAUCGUCUUUACAUUCAUUAUCCACAAUUUUGGGAAUAG